Aspergillus pseudotamarii is the source of this 936-nucleotide messenger RNA. RefSeq lists its product as uncharacterized. The record is from RefSeq and is a predicted model, not a curated record. NCBI's taxonomy places the organism in Eukaryota, Fungi, Ascomycota, Eurotiomycetes, Eurotiales, Aspergillaceae. Bases 1 to 936 code for a protein of 311 amino acids. The transcript has 4 exons.
AUGGAGGUUAUUCUGAACCGUGCUCAGGCGAAGAUCAAAAAGAUCUUAGGGAAGAUAGCAGACAAUGCCGUCCACAAGGAAGUUGAUACUGUCUUUAAUAAAGCGAGAACUGAGAGCAGGAGAGCCAUCCAGUCCCAGAAGACCGCGCAGUCCCAGAAGGAGAAAUGGCCCACUACUGCCGUCACAUCUCUCCAUCCCCUGGAUGUAUCCAACGUCUUCGGGAUCAAGGAAGGAGGAGGAGGAGAAAACCCUUGGAAGCUCACUCAAGAUGAAUUGCGCGAAGUCCCCAAAAACCUCAAAUCUAUUCUCGCGGAUUACGCGGUUGCUACGGGCGGCUCCCCCGAGAACGAAGCACUCAUGAGAUGCAGAAUCGACGCAAUCCUUUUGAUCUCCCUAGCUGCCCAGAAGAGAGCGAUUGCCCGAGAUUCUAGCUCCUCUAUCCUAUCGGUUCAAUUCCAGUGUGAGACUGAUAUGCGGCUGCCAUGGACAUACGAUUACAAGCGAACCAUCGUCUCGGGAACAACGGACUACUCCCUUUGGUAUGAAACACCACUGGAAAUGGAGUGCAAUCUUCUGGUGGUUGAAGCAAAGAGGAAGGGGGCCUCUGGCUACUACCAAGCAUUAGCCUAUAUGGCGAUGCUUCAUCAUGCGCGAAAGGAAGUACGGCGGAAGGAUGUUUCUGUCUAUGGAAUUGCGACUGACAGUUUUACGUGGACUUUCUUGUAUCUCGACAACAGCGGAAAGUGGAGCGGACGUACUUACCAUUGGGGCUCUGGCCAGGAGAGUUUAAUCAUAUCUAUGAUACAUAAGAUUAUCUACCAAGCCGCGUCUCUGUCCAAGCAAGAGCUCGAAAUGUCUGCUACCAAUAUUGCGGUGAAGAGAAGUCUUAGCGGAAACAGCAAAUUGGAGGGAUUUUUCCACAGGAAAAAUGUUUAG